Ramularia collo-cygni is the source of this 498-nucleotide messenger RNA. RefSeq lists its product as uncharacterized. Bases 1 to 498 code for a protein of 165 amino acids. The record is from RefSeq and is a predicted model, not a curated record. Gene Ontology annotation, biological process: meiotic DNA recombinase assembly involved in reciprocal meiotic recombination; meiotic joint molecule formation; double-strand break repair via homologous recombination. NCBI's taxonomy places the organism in Eukaryota, Fungi, Ascomycota, Dothideomycetes, Mycosphaerellales, Mycosphaerellaceae. The transcript has a single exon. Gene Ontology annotation, cellular component: Swi5-Sfr1 complex; Swi5-Swi2 complex.
AUGUCGUCUCAGGAGUUGCCGGCAGUCCAGAAGAUGGAGCCCCCGUCGUCAGACACUCUCACUCCCAGCUCACCCUCACGACCUGCGCCCGGAGAACAGGUACCACCCCCACCAUCGGAAGCAGAACCCAGCUCCAAUACUUUUCACCACUCAAAUCAGGCAGAGCCGGCGCGAGAGAAUCUCCACAUGACAGCGCUCAGUCUCAAACGCUCAAAUCUAGCCGCCAAGCUUGAGGCGUCACAAGCAGAACGUGAUGUCCUCGUAGCUCAAAGCACUCUCCCUUCAGGCCUUCCAUUUCCUUCAGAUUGGACCGAUGAGCAGAGAGCCAAGCAAGCCCUCGAGUCUGCGAACGCAGUCAUCAAGGAGCAUAUUUCGCUGCUGCACGGCUACAACGAAAUCAAGGACAUUGGACAGGGUCUGCUAGGGUUGGUGGCAGAGAAGCGAGGUGUGAGAGUGAAGGACAUCAUGGAGGAGUUCGGUGUUGGCAUUAAUGACUGA